This is a messenger RNA of Phytophthora sojae, 579 nucleotides long. RefSeq lists its product as hypothetical. The transcript has a single exon. The annotation marks the transcript as partial. The record is from RefSeq and is a predicted model, not a curated record. NCBI's taxonomy places the organism in Eukaryota, Oomycota, Peronosporomycetes, Peronosporales, Peronosporaceae.
CUUUUUCACACUGAUGCAACGUUUAAACUUAGCGAUUUUGGAUAUCCUGCUGUUACUUGUGGAUUCACAGAUCGCUCUCGAGUGUACCCCCUUAUCGCUAUCCUAGUUGUAAGCGCGAGAACGCAUCGCGAGUACGAGUUAGCGUUUGGGUGUGUUGCCCAAAUGUACCAGCGGAUCUUUCAAGCCCCACUUUGCGUUGACACGGUUAUGGAUGAUGCUGAAGACGCACAGUUUAAUGCGCUUCAGAGUGAAGGUGCAUUCCGUGGCAGCAAGUACUUGAUGAGCUUUUUCCACGUGCUUUACAACGUUCAUAAGCGGACAAGGCACCUUGAUAGCGAAACUAGAGUGACCGCGUUUACCGGAAUUAUGGAUAUGCAUUACACUACUAGUUACACAGAGUACUGUGCGAUCAAGGAGCGUGUGAUUUCGGGGUGGAAAGCAAAGCCCGGAUUGCGAAACUUUGCAAACUACUUUUCGGAACAGUGGAUAGAUAGUAGCUACUGGCGAUGGCAUAUUUUUUACACUCCAUCAAGUUAUGCCACCACCAACAACCCAUGCGAGGUCUUUAACGCAUGCUGA